UCAGAGACCGAUUCCGUUUAUGUCACAGUUCCUCGCCCGCCACCGAGAAGCCCUGCCACCCUGCUGCCCAGCCGCCCGGCCAGCCUGCCGCCCUGCCAGCGACUGUGAUGCGUUUCAUUUCUCCGGUUGCUGCUGGCAUUGUGUUGAAAACAGCCCUCUGAAUCAAUUUGUGAUGAUCUAAUGGCAGACCAAAGAAUGGACAUCUCCUCCACAAUGAAUGAUUUCAUGUCCCCAAGCUCCACAGACCUCAUCAGCAGCUCUGUGGGCACACCGGGCAUGGACUACACCCGCAAGAGGAAGGGAAGUGCCACUGAGUACCAGAUUGAUGGGUUUUCAUUUGAUGACAGUAUGGACACAGAAAAGGAUAAACAACUUGGGAGAGACGACCAGCAUGGACGGAUUAAAAAUGCCAGGGAAGCCCACAGUCAGAUUGAAAAAAGGCGUAGGGAUAAGAUGAACAGUUUUAUAGAUGAAUUGGCUUCUUUAAUUCCUACAUGCAACGCCAUGUCUCGCAAGCUGGAUAAGCUGACGGUGCUCCGGAUGGCUGUGCAACAUAUGAAGACGUUGCGAGGUGCUACUAACCCAUACACAGAAGCAAACUAUAAACCAGCAUUCUUAUCAGAUGAUGAACUAAAGCAUUUGAUAUUAAGGGCUGCUGAUGGCUUUCUUUUUGUUGUUGGGUGUGACCGGGGCAAGAUUCUCUUUGUCUCAGAGUCUGUUUAUAAAAUUCUCAACUAUAGUCAGAACGACCUGAUUGGCCAGAGUCUGUUUGACUACCUGCAUCCGAAGGAUAUUGCUAAAGUGAAGGAACAGCUGUCUUCUUCUGAUACAGCACCACGAGAACGACUCAUUGAUGCCAAAACUGGUCUGCCUGUGAAGACUGAUAUCACUCCUGGACCCUCCAGGCUGUGUUCAGGCGCUCGGCGUUCAUUCUUCUGCAGAAUGAAGUGCAACCGGCAACCGUCCGUCAAGAUGGAGGACAAAGACUUUUCCUCCACCUGCUCCAAGAAGAAAGCAGACCGCAAGAGCUUCUGCACCAUUCACAGCACUGGCUACUUGAAGAGCUGGCCGCCCACCAAGAUGGGCCUGGAUGAGGAAAAUGAACCUGACAACGAGGGCUGUAACCUUAGCUGCCUGGUGGCCAUUGGCCGCCUGCACCCUCACAUCGUCCCCCAGCCUAUGAACGGAGAUAUCCGCGUCAAACCUACCGAGUAUGUCUCUCGCCACACCAUUGAUGGCAAAUUUGUCUUUGUGGACCAGAGGGCAACAGCCAUUUUAGCAUAUUUACCUCAGGAGCUGCUGGGAACGUCGUUCUAUGAGUAUUUCCAUCAGGACGACAUCGGCCAUCUGGCCGAGUGCCACAGACAAGUUCUUCAGACUAAAGAGAAGAUCAGCACAAACUGUUACAAAUUUAAGAUUAAAGACGGUUCCUUCAUCACUUUACGAAGCCGCUGGUUCAGCUUCAUGAACCCCUGGACCAAAGAAGUGGAAUACAUCGUCUCCACCAACACAGUGGUCUCGGGCAGCGUACUGGAAGGAGCCGACCCCAGCUAUCAGUCCGCUGCCUCCCCUCAGAGCAUGGACAGUGUGCUCACUUCUGAAAAUGGUGGAGGGAAGCGGCCUCUCCAGACUGUCCCAGGCAUCCCGGGUGGGACACGGGCCGGGGCUGGGAAGAUCGGCCGCAUGAUUGCUGAGGAGGUGAUGGAGAUUCAGAGGAUUCGUGGAUCCUCUCCCUCUAGCUGUGGUUCCAGCCCCCUCAACAUCACCAGCACUCCCCCUCCUGACACCUACUCUCCAGGGGGCAAGAAAAUUCAAAAUGGAGGCACCCCUGACUUGCCCUCCAAUGGAAUUGUGUCUGGUCCGGACUCCAUAGGAUACCCGUACUCCAACAACUCCAUAAUGAGUGACAACUCCCACUUGAGCAUUGACAUCAUGGAUGAGCCUGGCUCCAGCAGUCCCAGCAACGACGAGGCAGCCAUGGCUGUCAUCAUGAGCCUUUUGGAGGCUGAUGCUGGCCUGGGUGGGCCUGUGGAUUUCAGUGACCUGCCCUGGCCCUUGUGAGAACAGCUCAGCAGUCUGAUCCUCAUCCAGUAACUGCAGUUGUACCGACUGGAUCUAAAAUCUAGCCCAAACAACCUAAAAAAAAUAUAUAAAAAAAAGCUGUGUGUGUGUACAGUGAACAAGACACUACGGCUCCUGUGCAGUGGAGUACAGAACAAUGGUGCUACUGAUAUAGGACAUCACACUCACUCACUCGCUCACCACACGCACACAUCCAAGCUAUCUUCUUCUUAUGGAGUUUUAUCCAUCAUUCAGAUCUCUCUGUAUCUCACCGUUUUGUAUCAUCACUAUGGUACCCAUCCUCAUACAGAAAGAUUAUAUAUAUAUAUAUAUAUAUAAUUAAUUUAAUGUUUUGUGGUUUGAUGUUUUUACACUACAAAUGAUAUGUUUUAAAUAUUGUAUAUGCAGAUUGUAACAAAUACUGUAAUUCUAUUAAGUAUGAAUAUUAUGCAAAGUAUAUUGUAACAGCAGUGAAUAUUUUUAAAAAUAAAAAUAAAUAAAA
Messenger RNA from Astyanax mexicanus (Mexican tetra), 2563 nucleotides. It is a transcript of the gene bmal1a, whose product is annotated as aryl hydrocarbon receptor nuclear translocator-like 1a. The record is from RefSeq and is a predicted model, not a curated record. The transcript has 19 exons. Gene Ontology annotation, cellular component: nucleus; cytoplasm; transcription regulator complex. Lineage: Eukaryota; Metazoa; Chordata; Actinopteri; Characiformes; Acestrorhamphidae. Bases 181 to 2061 code for a protein of 626 amino acids. Gene Ontology annotation, molecular function: DNA-binding transcription factor activity, RNA polymerase II-specific; protein dimerization activity; RNA polymerase II cis-regulatory region sequence-specific DNA binding. Gene Ontology annotation, biological process: regulation of transcription by RNA polymerase II; circadian rhythm.